Messenger RNA from Glarea lozoyensis ATCC 20868, 630 nucleotides. RefSeq lists its product as uncharacterized. NCBI's taxonomy places the organism in Eukaryota, Fungi, Ascomycota, Leotiomycetes, Helotiales, Helotiaceae. The coding region runs from base 1 to 630 and encodes 209 amino acids. The transcript has a single exon. The record is from RefSeq and is a predicted model, not a curated record.
AUGGAUGUUCCUGACUGUCCCUACGAAAAAAUAGGCGGGCGAAAAAACGCUCUCUGGAGAACUAUGAUUGCUGAUUUCGCAGGAGAGAGAAAAUCUCCAGAGGGAGACUGGCUGUUGCUCGAAACCUGGUAUGACCGCGUUGGGUGGCAGCAGGAUCUUCCUGACCUGACCUCCAAGACUAUCAACGAGACUGCUGUGCUUACCACGGGCAUAAAGGAUAUGGAGGUACAAAUGGUAGCCCAUUACGCAAAUCUACGAGCGACGACAACAGAGUAUACCGAUUUUGUGACCAACGCUUCCGUCGCAACGAUAAUUAAAGAUUCAUUUACUAAAGGCUUUCAACUACCCAAGAAAUAUGGAGAGUAUGUCCGACGGAUUCGGAAAGCUUGUGCUCGUCGAGCGUUGUACGUUACAAGUAAGGGGUAUAUAGGACUUGCACCAUGGAACGCACGGGAAGGAGAUUUGGUUUGCAUCUUCAAAGGAGGGAAGACACCAUUUCUCUUAAGGCUCCCGCCUGCUGGGUCGGUGUACCAACUCGUAGGCGAGACUUAUGUUCAUGGCAUUAUGGGUGGUGAAGCAGUUGCAGCAGAUGCUAGUGAUAAUGACUGGCGAGUAUUCAAUCUCCGCUAA